Messenger RNA from Chenopodium quinoa (quinoa), 1504 nucleotides. Its product is annotated as auxin-responsive protein SAUR36-like. Gene Ontology annotation, biological process: response to auxin. Bases 376 to 903 code for a protein of 175 amino acids. The record is from RefSeq and is a predicted model, not a curated record. NCBI's taxonomy places the organism in Eukaryota, Viridiplantae, Streptophyta, Magnoliopsida, Caryophyllales, Amaranthaceae. The transcript has a single exon.
AUUUAUAUUAAUACACAUUAAACAGAGCUUAGACUUUAAUCGUUACACCCACGAAGCAUCAUUACAACAAAUUAAUCAGCUGACUUUUUGUAUUUCCCCAAAAAUAAAUAUUUAAAAAUAAAAAUACCCUUUGAUUUUUCCAAUUAUUUUUCAUAUAUAUCUCCUCCCUCUAAUCCGCAUAAUCAUCUUCCAGCUCUUUCAUUCCUUUUUCUUUCUCUCUCCUCUGUUUCAGACCAUUUUACACCAAAAAAAAAACAGAGUUUAUUCAAAAGACAGCAUUUUUGGACUUCUUUCUCAAAAACCCUUUUCAAAAAACCAUCCAAUUUCACCCAAUUAAUCCUAAUUUAUCUUAGAUUAUCAACUAAUUAAGCCAUAAUGAUGAUUAGAGGGAGAAACAGGGGAUUCAAAUUGGGCAGAAAAUUAAUCCGGGUUUUUAAAUGGGUGACCCGAAAAAGAUCAUAUUCAAGCAAAUACGAGAGAUUAGAAGGUGCAAAUCUGCAAAGGAGUAAAACAAUUUCCAGAUUAUGUAAAUGGGGAAAAAAGAUUCAACGUGGUUUGAUCAACUCAGUAACAUCUCGUGGUUAUGUUCGAGUUGGUCAUGACUCGUUAAUUGACUCAAAACCGGUUCAUGUUCCAAAGGGUCACUUGGCUGUACACGUGGAAGAGUCUGAAGGUCAUUUGCGGCGAGUUGUGGUUCCUGUCCUGUUUUUGAACCAUCCUUUGUUUGGUAAGUUAUUGGAAGAAGCUGAGAAUGUUUAUGGGUUUGAUCAUCCGGGUCAGAUCACUAUUCCAUGUCCGAUAUCGGAGUUCGAGAAGGUUCAAAUGAGGAUCGCCGCCGGGAAAGGCAAAUGCCGGCCUCGGAUUCAGGGGCCGAGUCAUAUUCCCGGCGUUACGUGUCUAUGAUUGGUUUGUGAGUACGCUGAUAAUAUGAUGGUAGAUAUAUGAAUAGGUUUGGUGGGAAAUGAAUCUUGAUGUAAAGUACCUCUCUAUAAAUCAAAAAUUUGGUGGUGAAUAUUGGGGUGUUUAUUUACAUUAGGUAUUUCUAUCUCAUUUUUCUCUUUGUGUGGGUUGAUUGUUGGAUUAGGCCUAGUGUUUGAUAUAGUAGAGUUUCCUAUAGAAUUGUACAAAUGAGAUGUUUCUAUGAUAAUGAUGAUAAAUUUCUCUUUAAAAGAAGUUUUUUUUUUUUUUUUUCCUUGUAAGAAUUAAUUUGUUUUAAUUCCGAAUAUUGAUAUAUAAUGUGUAUUAAAGCAUCAAUUAGACAUUAGAAAUCAUGAAUUUAAUUGUGUAUAUUACCCUAAUAAUUGAAAUCUUGAACAAUAAUCUUAGGAGUAUAUUACAUGUUCAUUGUAAAUACGUAAUAUUUGGACUUUUUGCACAAACCGGGACUAUAAUUGUAUGGUAUGGAGUAAUUUCUAAUUUGGAUUAUUUUACUGAUUUGAUUGCUAAAAAUUUUGGAGGUAAUUUGGCAUUAUAUGUUUGGAAUUAUUUGAAGUUAAUUGUGGUU